Molecule: messenger RNA, 801 nt
Organism: Funneliformis geosporum
Lineage: Eukaryota; Fungi; Glomeromycota; Glomeromycetes; Glomerales; Glomeraceae
Source: the annotation of a GenBank genome assembly
AUGACGUCUUUCACUGAUCCGACGAUCAACACUGCGGCUAAAUCGUGCUGCGGUAAAUCUACACUUAUUGAUGAUAAAUUAUAUUUCUUGGACGGAAAAAAUUUCGGCAAUAAUUUCUUUUACCUUGAUGUGUCUAUUCCAUUUAAUACUCAAAAGAUAAUAUGGCAGUAUUUAAAAAACCUUAAUACAGUUCCUGCGCAUUCUGCUGCUACGUCUGUCAAGGGUGGUGCAAAUAAUAAAACCUUGUUUUUAUAUGGAGGAAUACCUAUUAAUAAUGCAACAAUGUCUUUAGUUUAUACAUUCAAUACUCAAAAAAAAUCAUGGAGUAUUCCAAAAAUAACUGGAGAUAAUACCGUUAGAAAAGAUAACUUAAAGGGCAUCGCUGAUAAUAAGGGGUUAAUGUAUUUGUUCGGUGGACAUUCUAAUACCGAAGGAACUUAUUUUAAUGAUAUGCUCAUUUUAGAUACAGUAAAUUUAAAUUGGAAAAUAGGAAAUUCCGUUAAUGCGCCGUCUCCAAGAAGCCUUUAUGGAGCAGCUUUAUUAUCAAAUCACUACAUAAUUUAUUUAGGAUUAAAUGGGCAGCAAAUAAUAAUUUUUGGAGGUUACGUUGAAUCACAAGAUUCACUUUAUGUCUUAGACCUAUUAAAUUUUGUUUGGUAUAUUCCAAAAAUUUCUGGGAAAAUUCCAAGUUCCAGACAUUGGCAUCAAGCAAAUGUUAUUAGAAAAUAUAUGAUAAAUGCCCAACAUACAAGACCAGCUGACUCACCUGAUAUUGUAUCGUAUCGUUAUGAUGAGAUAUAA